Umbelopsis ramanniana AG is the source of this 1713-nucleotide messenger RNA. RefSeq lists its product as uncharacterized. The record is from RefSeq and is a predicted model, not a curated record. Bases 1 to 1713 code for a protein of 570 amino acids. Gene Ontology annotation, cellular component: cytoplasm. The transcript is spliced from 13 exons. Lineage: Eukaryota; Fungi; Mucoromycota; Umbelopsidomycetes; Umbelopsidales; Umbelopsidaceae. Gene Ontology annotation, biological process: regulation of GTPase activity; signal transduction.
AUGAUGGGAAGCGAUGGAUCACUUUCCUUGUCCGAGAUUACUGUGCCCCCCACGCCGUCUGAGACAUCUAGCAAAAUCGCCAACAGUACUUCCGAACCUGACAUUGACGAACUUGUAGAGAAAUGGCGCAACUUGGAUAACGGACUACCAUGUCUUCUUGAGAAAACAAGGCAAGACAUUAGUGUUACCAAGGAAGCGCUCAAUUUUUUUAAGAAGCGAGCUGCCAUUGAAGAAGAAUACGGUCGACAGCUGACAAAGCUCUCGCAGUCGAUGAUGGAAGGACAUGAUCGCCAACAGCUUGUUUCCGACACUCUAACUCAAUCAUGGACUAAUAUCUUGAAAGUUCAUGAAACCAUAGGAGAACAGCGACUGAAGUUUGGCUCUGAAAUUUCGGAGAUUGCUGAAGACAUCAGUUUCUUAAUUAAGGAUAUUGACAAGAAGAGGAAGAUGACAAAAGAUCUCAGUGCAAGACACGAACGUGUGUUGGUUGAUGCAGAGCUGGCGUUAUCGAAGGCUAAACAGCGGUAUGAUAUUAGUAGCGAGGAAUGGGAAACGAAGCUCAUGCAAUUGAAGACUGAGGCAGGCGGAAUGUCCUUGAAGGGCAUGUUUAAGCCCAAUAGAAAUCAAGCUCAGUUGAACAAGUACGAAGACGAAGCUAGAAGCAAAGCUGCUGCAGCAGAUGAACAAUACAAGCAACAGCUCUCGUACGCUAACAGCUUGCGCAAGGAUUAUUUCGAGGAGCAUUUACCCAAGAUGCUAUCGACACUGAAAGGGACCGAUAAUGAAAUCUGUGUGGCCUUGAGAUACCAAUUGGCAAGAUACGCCUACUCGUUUGAACAAAUGAUGGCUGCAAAUGGAAAUGAGCUAGACAACGAGCAAGAUAGCGGAUUGAGAACGACUAUCACACGCAUAGACAAAGAUGCCGACUUACGCAACUAUGUCGACACACACGGUGGGCGAUUUAUAUCUACGCAGAUCCGAGAGCUAAAGUAUGAAAAAUACGAAAUGGCUGUCAAAGUCGAAGAACCACAGCCUGUGGCUUUCGCAAAGUCAAUUCCCAUCACAAAGGGUCGCACAGUGUUUGGAAUCGGCCUCCAGCAGCUUUUAGACCAAGAAGGCAGCGAGGUGCCCAUGAUCCUUCGCAUUUGCACUCAAACAAUUGAAGCCUACGGUCUGCAUAACCAGGGCAUCUACCGCUUAUCAGGAGCAGCCAGCCAUAUCAGAAAGGUUAAAUCCCUCAUUGAACAGUGUGAGUACAAUUGUGACAGCGACGAUGUAUUCCUUCUGACACCUGAAGAUUACUCCGGAGAUAUCAACAGUGUGACCGGCGCACUCAAGUUAUGGUUCAGGGAGUUACCAGAUCCCUUGAUCCCACGGCGAGUAUCGGAUCAAUUCAUUGCCGCAGCCAAAUGCGAAGACGAACGUGUCCGUGUCAUCAGUCUCCAUACUGCUAUCAAUGAGCUGCCAGAUGCCAAUUAUGCUACGCUGCGAUAUUUAGCCAAUCAUUUGGACAAAAUACAGCAACAUGAAGUCUAUAACAAGAUGGGGACCCCGAAUUUGGCCAUUAUAUUUGGGCCAACCUUGAUGGGCGGGGAUAAGGAUGGCUACACCUUUGACGAAAGCAAGACGCUACAAGACAUGCAAUGGCACGUACGGGUUAUCGAGACCAUUCUUGAGAAUUAUCGCGUCAUUUUUGAGCCUGAUGAAGAAUAA